Limulus polyphemus (Atlantic horseshoe crab) is the source of this 2268-nucleotide messenger RNA. RefSeq names its product T-box transcription factor TBX3-like. NCBI's taxonomy places the organism in Eukaryota, Metazoa, Arthropoda, Merostomata, Xiphosura, Limulidae. Gene Ontology annotation, biological process: positive regulation of DNA-templated transcription; regulation of transcription by RNA polymerase II; cell fate specification. The coding region runs from base 117 to 1829 and encodes 570 amino acids. The record is from RefSeq and is a predicted model, not a curated record. The transcript is spliced from 6 exons. Gene Ontology annotation, molecular function: RNA polymerase II cis-regulatory region sequence-specific DNA binding; DNA-binding transcription factor activity, RNA polymerase II-specific. Gene Ontology annotation, cellular component: nucleus.
ACUGUAUCGGCAGGGGAUCCGAGUUUCGUAGCUCAUGUCAUCCGAGUGCACAGUAUUUCACUUACUUUUCAUUCUUUGUAACUCUCCGAACUUGAGGCAUCCCGCUGACGCUGUCCAUGACAUUGGAGUCUACAAUGUUACCACACGGAAUAGCCUACCACCCGUUCUUGUUACCUUCCUUCUCUGCAGCCGCCGAGGCUCGUGGCCCGCUCGGGUUCGGCGCGAAUCCUUUUCUGGCUCCGCAGCAUUACCUCUCCUUGCAUUCCCCAACUCCCUUGCCAAAGUUUCCACUGUGUCCUCCUCACUUGCGGCCAUCGCCACGACAUUUGGAACCUGACGACGACGGCGUUCAAGACGAUCCAAAAGUUACUUUGGAGUCCAAAGAAUUAUGGGAAAGGUUUCAUACAUUUGGAACCGAGAUGGUUGUAACAAAAACUGGCAGGCGAAUGUUUCCUCCCUUCAAAGUGAGGAUCUCGGGACUGGACAAGAAGGCCAAGUAUAUUAUGUUAAUGGACAUCGUUGCCGCUGACGAUUGUAGAUACAAAUUUCAUAAUCGACGCUGGGUAGUGGCCGGAAAAGCUGACCCCGAGAUGCCCAAGGGGAUGUAUAUCCAUCCAGACUCUCCCAGUACUGGAGAACAGUGGAUGCAGAAGGUGGUGUCCUUCCACAAGCUGAAGCUGACCAACAACAUCUCGGACAAGCAUGGAUAUACUAUCCUGAACUCGAUGCACAAGUACCAGCCGAGGUUUCAUCUUGUCCGGGCUAACGACAUCCUUAAGCUACCGUACAGUACGUUCCGUACGUACGUCUUCAAGGAGACCGAAUUUAUCGCAGUCACAGCUUAUCAAAAUGAAAAGAUCACCCAACUGAAGAUCGAGAAUAACCCUUUUGCCAAAGGUUUCCGAGACACUGGAAGCGGAAGACGAGAUAAGAAACGUCUUUCACAUCCAAUGAUGGAAGCCCGGCUCCCAGCUACAGCUGAAGAUCCCAAACCAGAAAGUGAAGACAUUAUGGAGGGUUGUAGCAGUGAAGAGGAGACGGUGGACGUCGGGGGCAGUGGAGAGGAAGUACUGGACGCUCCGAUAAUUUCUAAUGCCUCGAAUACUGAAUGCAGUCCUGGAGAUCAAGAAGUUCCGGAAGAUCACAAGCUGGUUCUAGAAAAAACUGAAGGUGUUGACGAUGCUGAUAGGAAGACGAGAGGUGCAGAAGAACGGAACGAAGCUGGGAAUUCCUGUAAAAAAGAUCAAGUGGCUUCAACAAUGACCCUUGAACUUCCGCUCUCCGAAUCCUCCAUAUCUAGAGGUCAUGGAUUUCAGAGUGUUGAGCGAUCAGAGAAUCACGACCAUGGUUUACAUCAAUUUGGGAUACAUAAUCCUUUUGGGGGGGAUGUAUCUCACCAACAUUGGCUUCCUUAUUUCUACCCACCGGCUUUCUACCCCCAAUUCUGUUAUCCUCAGUCUGCCCCUUCAACGUCUACGAUGCCUACAAAUCUGUCUACACGUCUCUACCCCUUUAUGGCCCAUAAUAACUCGAGACUUCUAGACCCUGGGUGUAGACACGGGCAGCAUCGGUUCCUCCCGUAUUCUUUACCAAUAACCAUCAGUUCCACACUUCCGUCCUCUACUCUACAUUGCCCUGUUCCCGUCCCGCUGCUCAAGGGCUUAUCAUUGUCUCCAACUUCUGAAGUAGCAGGUUCUUCUAGUUCGGUAAGCCCUGUUCUUUCGGCUAACGUCUCCAACACCUUGCAGAGCAUAGAAGAAAUGGUGAAUGGGUUGGAAAAGCAGCAGGAGCAGCUUGCCAUUUUAUCAUUGUCCAAACUUAACGAAUGAUUAGUAUACACUUGGAGAUGCUAGACAAACUAGCCUGUGAAAGGAACCAGCCGAGCUUUUAGCUUAGCAAAAGCUUCACCAGGAGUCGCGGUAGAACUCUAGUGGCCAAGAUCCCAACUAACUAAGUGCUGUUCCUUCCAAAGCGGAACCAGUGAGGAUGAUGAAGAAUCUCAGUAGCCGCCAUUGAUUUGGAAUCCAGGAAUUAUGUACAGACAUUUUUUCUGAUAUCCAGUUGAAAAGUUAUAAAGUAGCAACAAUAAUAUUAAUAAAACAAACAGUGAACUAGCUAAUAACAGAUGAGAAGCAGAUGUUGCCCUUUUAGACAAAAAAACAAAACAAAAAAAGAAUGGUCGUAUUUGGCUGUAAUUAACACACAAUUAUUAGUUGUAGGUAGCAUUACUUUGAGUGGUGAUCAGUUGGAAAAAACCUUCUGCAACUU